This is a messenger RNA of Mytilus trossulus (common blue mussel), 486 nucleotides long. RefSeq lists its product as uncharacterized. The record is from RefSeq and is a predicted model, not a curated record. Lineage: Eukaryota; Metazoa; Mollusca; Bivalvia; Mytilida; Mytilidae. The coding region runs from base 51 to 404 and encodes 117 amino acids. The transcript is spliced from 2 exons.
UAAAGAAACAUUUGGGUAUGUCUUGAAAAGUAAACGUAUUGAUAGCAACAAUGGAAUGGAGAACUGAAUUCUUACUAUUCCUCUGUUUAAUUGGUUGUUUUAUUGUGGCGACAAAUGGUGCCUCGUCCUGUACAUGUGGAUGUUUUAACUUAAACUAUAAUUUCGAUGACCUUGACCCGGAAACACAAGAAAAAAUCCUGGAAAUGAAGAAAAAUUUGACUGUAUCUACAAAAGAUACAUCAAGUUAUAAAAGAUCGUUAGUAUCUUCUAGUGAUUCUAGGUCUUCAGCUAAAGCAGUCGGUUCUGUUGGACUGGUUAUACUGAUAGUAAUUGGAGUUUUAAUGUUACUUGCGGACUUCACUAGACUUUUCAUUAAACCAAAUGACUAUCAAAAUAUGGACUAAAUUGUUAGUUAAAACCCUUGUAAGCUAGUUGUUUUAUUGUAUCACGCAUCUUUGUGAAUUGAUUGAGUUGUAUGUGCAUCGU